Prunus mume (Japanese apricot) is the source of this 963-nucleotide messenger RNA. Its product is annotated as polyubiquitin-like. The record is from RefSeq and is a predicted model, not a curated record. NCBI's taxonomy places the organism in Eukaryota, Viridiplantae, Streptophyta, Magnoliopsida, Rosales, Rosaceae. Gene Ontology annotation, molecular function: protein binding.
AUGGAAGCACUGAGACUUCGUAGACCCUCACACCGGGGAUACCGAACGCUCCCAUCAAGUUACCCAGGUUCAUCUCAGCAAAAGCAGAGGAAUAUACUGUGGAAGGUCUUGAAACAAGUAGCUCUGAGCGUUAAGAAAUCCGUAGGACACAGGAAGGAAAGCAAUUCAGAAAAGCUUCAGGAGUCUCUCUUGGAUGAUAGUAGUAAUUGGCUUCACGAUGGCCAAAUACCAGCUGAUCAAGGAAUUCAAAAGGAUCCCAGUUACCAUAUACGUCAUCAGAAUUCAAUGAGAAUGAAAAUAUAUGUGAAAAUUCCAUCAAAUCAGAAGACCAUUGUAUUUGAAGCAAAAGGGUACUAUACCAUCAAUGACAUCAAAUCCAUGUUUCAGUUGAAGGAGGGAAUUCAAUCAGACCAGUACACUUUAGUUUAUGGUGGGAAACUACUUCAAGAUUAUCGGACAUUGGCCUUGCUUGAUAUACGGACAGAAUCAACCCUUUAUAUGAUUUUUAAUCCAAGAGAUGUUAUGCCAAUUUUUGUGAAAACACCAAAUGGAAAGAUUGUCAAGGUUGAAGUUAAGGUCUUGUACACUCUCCGGGAUGUCAAAGCAAUUGUUGAGAGCUUUAUAGGAUGUCCUGUUGCUGAUUGUAGAAUGAUUUAUGCAGGAAAUGAGCUGCAGGAUUGCAAGACUUUGGCUUUCUACAACAUUGAAGAAAAUUCCACUUUAGAGGUGCUGCCUUCUUGGAUUCAGAUAUUUAUUAAGACAUGGAAUGGGAAAACCAUUACGCUUGAUGUGGCACGGUCGAAUACUGUCAGAGAGGUGAAGGACAAGAUAUUUUGUAAGGUUAGAGUGCCAGUUCAUUUUCAGAGUAUUGUAUUUUCCGGAAAACGCCUUGAAGAUAAAUGGUGUCUUGCAAGAUACAACAUCGAGAAAGACUCCACUCUCCACAUGGUUUUGGCUUGGUGA